AUGUUUCAAAGUAACACUUUAUUAUUAACACACAAAAGGCUAAUACACAAUUCGAAAUGUGUAUACCUAACAUUGGCGCCAUUAUUUUUUCACACAAAAGAAACCUUUUUUAUCAAUAUCCCUCAAACCCCAAAUCCAUCAAAAUAUGAAUCACUUCUUAACAAAUAUCAAUAUUCUUGUUCUUUACAAGAUUCAAAGCAACUUCAUUUACACAUUUUUAAAAGUGGGUAUACUUGUGAUGUAUUCUUGGUCAAUACCCUUAUCAAUAUACAUACACGAAUCGGUGAUAUGGUCUCUGCACGUAAUGUGUUUGAUGAAAUGCCUGUAAGAAACUCGAUUUCUUGGUCUUGUUUGAUUUCGGGGUAUACAAGAAACCAUAUGGAGGGUGAGGCUUGUAAUGUUUUUAGGGAGAUGAUUUGUGAGGGGUUCCCGCCUGUUCAUUAUGCUAUUGGGAGUGUUUUGAGAGCUUGUCAGGUUUUAGGAAGUAGUGGGGUUGGUUUCGGGCUGCAAGUUCAUGGCUUUGUAGCGAAAACUUUGAACGCUUUUCAUGAGGUAGUGUGUAAUGGGUUGAUUUCGAUGUAUGGGAAUUGUAUGGGUUCGGUUGAUUGUGCUUCUCGUGUUUUUGAUGAGAUGGAAGUUAGAAGUUUGGUGUCGUGGAAUUCAAUUAUUUCGGUUUAUUCUAACAAGGGAGAUACAGUUUCCGCUUUUAAGCUCUUACAUGGUAUGCAAGUUGAGGGGUUUCGCCCAACUGAAUAUACAUUUGGAAGCCUAAUAACGUCAGCUUCUCUAUUAUCAGAACCGGGAUCAUUUUUGCUUCAACAAGUGAUGUGCACAAUACAAAAGUCUGGAAUUUUAUAUGACUUGUAUGUGGCCAGUGCUUUGGUGAAUGGGUUUGCUAGGGCUGGACUAAUUACCACAGCUAAAAAGAUUUUUGAAUCGAUGGAUGUAAAAAAUGUAGUUUCGAUGCAUGGACUGAUGGUAGGAUUGGCAAGACAAAAACGCGGAGAAGAAGCUGUUGAAGUUUACAUGGGGAUGAAAGAUUUAGUCAGGUUAACAUCCGAUUCUUAUGUAAUUCUUCUGAGUACUUUUAGUGAAUUUUUUUCAGUUGAGGAAGGGAGAAGAAAGGGCAGAGAGGUUCAUGGUUAUGUUAUCCGUAAUGGGCUAAUUGAUUCUAAUGUUGCGAUUGGAAACAGUCUGAUUAACAUGUAUGCCAAAUGUGGCUCAGUUAUGAAUGCCGCCUCUGCGUUUAAAGCUAUGAUAAACAAAGAUGAAGUUUCAUGGAAUUCAAUUAUUACUGGUUUUGAUCAGAAUGGUUACUUUAGGGAUUCAAUUAUGAUGUUUCACGCAAUGAAGAGAAAUCAAUUGAAGCCGGCAAAUUUUACUUUGAUCAGUGCUUUGAAUUCGUGUGCUGGUUUGGGUUGGCUAAGGUCAGGAGAACAAAUACAUUGUGAAGGGGUUAAGUUGGGACUGGAUACUGAUGUUUCGGUUUCAAAUUCUCUCAUUGACUUUUAUUCAGAGACGGGAUGGAUAAACAACUGCAAGAAAGUGUUUUCAUCGAUGCUUGAAUAUGAUCAGGUUUCUUGGAAUUCCAUUAUUGGUGCAUUUUCUGAUUCUGAUAAUUUAGUUCCAGAAGCUGUUGAAUAUUUCAUGAAAAUGAUGCGUGGUGGGUGGCAGCCUAACUUGAUAACCUUUGUAAAUAUCCUUGGAGCAGUAUCAUCUCUUUCAGCAAGUGAACUGGUGAGACAAAUUCACGGGUUAACACUAAAAUACCGUGUUGCUGAUGAUAAAGCAAUUGAAAAUGCAAUUCUUAAGUGUUAUGGUAAAUGCGGACAUAUGGAUGAUUGUGAGAAAGUUUUUUCAACUAUGGAUGGUCGAAAGGAUGAAACGAGUUGGAACUCUAUGAUCUCUGGCUACAUACACAACGAGCUACUGAACAAAGCUAUGGACUUGGUUUCAGUUAUGCUGACCAAUGGUCAAAGACUAGAUCGCUACACUUUGGCGACUGUUCUUAGUGCAUGUGCAUCAGUUGCAACACUCGAACGUGGUAUGGAAGUCCAUGCUUGUGGGAUUAGGGCUUAUUUGGACUCUGAUGUUGUGGUUGGGAGUGCUCUUGUUGACAUGUAUUCAAAAUGUGGAAGAAUUGACUAUGCUUCACGGUUUUUCACAUCUAUGCCUGUUAAGAAUGUUUAUUCUUGGAACUCGAUGAUAUCUGGAUAUGCAAGACAUGGACAUGGAGACGAAUCUUUAAAGAUUUUUAAGAAAAUGAAGCUAGAAGGUCAACUUCCUGAUCAUGUGACUUUUAUUGGUGUCUUAUCAGCUUGUAGCCAUAUGGGUUUGGUUGAUCAAGGGUUUGAGCAUUUUAACGACAUGAGUAAAGUAUACGGGCUAAACCCCAAAAUGGAGCACUUUUCUUGUAUGGUAGACAUUCUUGGACGGGCUGGCGAGUUUGAUAAAAUGGAGGAUUUCUUAAACAAGAUGCCAAUGAACCCAAGCAUGCUAAUCUGGCGAACCGUACUUGGAGCUUGCUGUAGAGCAAGUGGUGAAAGAACCACAGACUUAGGUAGGAGGGCCGGGUCAAAACUUUUGGAACUGGACCCUGAUAAUGCUGUAAAUUAUGUGCUUCUUUCUAACAUGUAUGCAGCUAAAGGUAAUUGGGAAGACAUGAAAAAGACUCGUUUUUUGAUGAAACGAGCUGCAGUGAAAAAGGAAGCUGGUUGUAGUUGGGUAACCAUGAAAGAUGGUGUUCAUGUUUUUGUAGCUUCUGACAAAUCACAUCCUGAUACCGAUGCAAUCUACAAAAAGCUCAAGGAGUUGCUAGGAAGAAUGAGGGAGAUGGGGUAUGUACCCGAGACUAAAUAUGCGCUUCGUGAUCUUGAAAUCGAGAAUCAAGAGGAGAUCUUGAGCUACCAUAGUGAAAAACUUGCAGUUGCCUUUGUUCUUACUAAAAAUUCAGAAAUGCCCAUUAGAAUAAUGAAGAAUCUUCGCGUCUGUGGUGACUGUCACACGGUCCUCAAGUAUGUUUCAAAGAUCGUGGGGAGGUUAAUCGUUGUUAGGGAUUCACAUAGAUUCCAUCACUUUUCUGAUGGUAAAUGUUCUUGUGGGGAUUAUUGGUAGGGUAGAUCUGUUAGGCUUACAAGUUGUAAGAAAAGAUGUUCUCUUAACAGUUUUAGGAUCAUAGUUUUUCUACAUUCAUUUGUUCCAUGUUAUUAUAUCAAACCAUAUGUAUCCAAUGUAAUGACCAACAGCGAGAUAGAAAA
Erigeron canadensis is the source of this 3257-nucleotide messenger RNA. Its product is annotated as putative pentatricopeptide repeat-containing protein At5g09950. Lineage: Eukaryota; Viridiplantae; Streptophyta; Magnoliopsida; Asterales; Asteraceae. Gene Ontology annotation, biological process: RNA modification. The coding region runs from base 1 to 3114 and encodes 1037 amino acids. The record is from RefSeq and is a predicted model, not a curated record. The transcript has a single exon. Gene Ontology annotation, molecular function: protein binding; zinc ion binding; RNA binding.